UUGGUAAGGUGUAUCAUAUUUUUUUGGAAAGGGGUAUGUGCAGGUGGGAAGAGUAUGCACUUUUAAGUAAAUGUGGUGAUGGCAAGUCAAUGGGUUGGCUGUUUAGUUGAUUAUGCAGUGAUGUAUCGGGUGUAAAGUGUCAAAAUGUGAGAAAUGCAUGCCUGCCUCUUUGACUGGUUGUUUAACUUAAAGUCUAACUGCCCGACCGCCCGCCUCUUUACUGGACUAAUAGUGUAAAGAAAAGUUGAUUGUUUAAUCAAAGAAAAGUAAAAGUUGUGAAAUGUCCACUACACAUAGGCAUCGUUAUAAAAAUGCUGGACUGGACUCUUCCGAAAUGCGUAGACGACGCGAGGAAGAGGGCAUUCAAAUACGCAAACAAAAACGUGAGCAACAGCUCACCAAAAGACGAAAUGUGGUUUUGGAAAAUCCUAAUAGCGCCCUAUUAAAUAACAUGGAUAAUGAUAUAAUGCAGGAAUCUGAAAUGAUUCAACUUCCCAAUGAUAUUUUAACACCAACCGAAGGUUUGGAUUUAUCUAAGAAUUCAGAACUACAACAGCAGCAGCAACAACAACAACAACAGUACCAACAUAUACCUCAAACUGUGCUUAACCAUCAGCAACAACAACAGCAGCAGCAGCAACAAAAUGUUUACAUUUCACCACAACAACAGCAAACGAAUACCGUGAUUAAAAAAGAAAUGAUUGAUGCUUUAUAUAGUGAAAUCGAAAGUGUCCAAUUGGAUGCCACACAAAAGUUUCGUAAAUUAUUAUCUAGAGAUCCAAAUCCACCCAUUGAAGAAGUCAUACAAAAGGGUAUAGUUCCAAGAUUUGUUCAAUUCUUAAAGAACAAUAAUAAUGCUGCAUUACAGUUUGAAGCAGCUUGGACUUUAACAAAUAUUGCUUCGGGUACUUCACAACAAACCAAAAUUGUUAUUGAAGCUGGUUCAGUGCCCAUCUUCAUUGAAUUGCUCUCAAGUCCUCAUGAUGAUGUACAGGAACAAGCUGUUUGGGCUUUAGGUAAUAUAGCCGGUGAUUCACCAGCCUGUCGUGAUCAUUUACUUAACUCGGGCAUAAUGCAACCUCUAUUGCAUGUUUUAAGCACCACCGAACGUUUAACAAUGAUACGUAAUGCCGUUUGGACCUUGUCCAAUCUGUGUCGUGGCAAAAAUCCUCCAGCAGAUUUUACAAAAAUUGUUCAUGGUCUACCCAUAUUGGCGCGUCUAUUAAAUCACUCAGAUACCGAUGUAUUAAGUGAUACAUGUUGGGCCAUUAGUUAUCUAUCCGAUGGUCCUAAUGACAAAAUACAGGCUGUUAUAGAUGCUGGUGUUUGCAGGCGUUUAGUCGAAUUACUAAUGCAUCCCCAACAUAAUGUCGUAACAGCUGCUUUGCGUGCUGUCGGCAAUAUCGUUACCGGCGAUGAUGUCCAAACUCAAGUUAUUUUAAAUUGUAAUGCUUUGCCCUGCAUUAGCUAUUUGCUUACCUCACCUGUGGAUACGAUUAAGAAAGAAGCCUGCUGGACGAUCUCAAAUAUUGCAGCCGGCAAUCGUCAACAGAUACAAGCCGUCAUCGAUGCCAAUAUCUUUCCAACUCUUAUUAAUAUAAUGCAAACGGCUGAUUUUAAAACGAAACGAGAGGCCGCCUGGGCCAUAACAAAUGCCACAAGUAGUGGUACGGCUGAACAAAUACGAUAUUUGGUUCAUGUUGGUUGCAUACCUCCCAUGUGUGACUUCUUAACUGUCGUCGAUUCGGAUAUCGUACAAGUGGCAUUAAAUGCUUUAGAAAAUAUACUUAAAGCAGGUGAAAAAUUCACUGCAAGACCAAACCCCUAUGCCAUGGCUAUUGAAGAAUGUUCAGGUUUGGAUAAAAUCGAAUAUUUGCAAUCACAUGAAAAUCGUGAUAUAUAUAAUAAAUCCUUCUAUAUAAUCGAACAAUACUUUGGCAAUGAGGAGGAGGACGUACGAGUAGCACCCUCAGUAGAUGGUAAUCAAUAUGCAUUCAAUACGGAUUUAGGUGCUCCACAAGGUGGUUUCAAUUUCUAGCCUCCUCAAUUGAUGAUAAAAUUAUACUAAAAUUAAUUAUUAAUAUUAUUAUAAAAAAAAGAUCAUAAUGAUGAUGGACAAACUUAGUUAGUAAAGCUAUAAUGACUACCUACUACUAUUACUAUUGCUAAGACAAAAGUAAAUUCUCAACAAGUAUUUGCAACUAACUACAAACAAACAAACAAACAAACAAACAAACAAACAGACAAACAACCAAAAUAUGAAAUCUUUAAAAUGUAAAUGAGAUUUUAUUUAUUUUGUUUCUUUUUUUUUUGCAAUAGAAAUAUGUAUUUAUAAUGAAGAAAACAGAAUCUAGUAACUAUCAACUGUAAAACAUAAUGAAUAAUACAUUAAGUAAUUAACGAGAAUUAACUAUAAUAUAUGAAACACUUGCAAGAAAAAUAACUUCCAAUAGUCAAAAAAUUUUAUUAGUAAUUACUUACUAAACUACUAAUUAAUAUUGUAUUUAACCUUUAAAAUUUCUUUGCUUUGAAUGCAUUUUUUUGUUUUAUUUUUAUUAUUUUUUUUUAAUUUUUUUUUAAAGGCCUUAUUAUAAUAACUUUCUAGUAAACCUCCCCCCCCUUUCUUUCUUAAGCUUGGCUUUUUGUUGGCAUAAAUUCUUAUUAUUAUUUUUUUAUUUGUUUUAUUUAUAAAAAAUAUCCCAUUUCCAUUGCUUUACUAUGUAAUUUGUACAUAUAUUUUUUUUAAUUAUAUUUAUGUUAUUUAUUAUAAUUAAAUAUUAUAAUAAUUAACAAAUACCUAACAACUCCUCGUUAAUUUGAAGAAAAGUUUUAAAACAAACAAAACAUAUGUUGAAAAUAAUUUAUAGU
Molecule: messenger RNA, 2868 nt
Organism: Lucilia cuprina (Australian sheep blowfly)
Lineage: Eukaryota; Metazoa; Arthropoda; Insecta; Diptera; Calliphoridae
Gene: Kap-alpha1
Product: importin subunit alpha-7
Exons: 8
Coding region: 281-2038 (585 amino acids)
Biological process (GO): NLS-bearing protein import into nucleus
Cellular component (GO): cytoplasm; nucleus; nucleoplasm
Molecular function (GO): nuclear import signal receptor activity; protein binding
Source: RefSeq, a predicted model, not a curated record